Molecule: messenger RNA, 826 nt
Organism: Drosophila bipectinata
Lineage: Eukaryota; Metazoa; Arthropoda; Insecta; Diptera; Drosophilidae
Product: UPF0585 protein CG18661
Source: RefSeq, a predicted model, not a curated record
UCGAAUCCUGGUAUAUCGAGCAAGGACCCACCAAAACAACAAAAUGAGCCUGACCAAGCGACUCCUGCACAUUUCCCUUCUUUGCAGCUACGCCAAGAGAACCCACCCUUCCGCGGAUCGUAAUUCCCAGCCGAUUUCCGAGGCUCUUCUGGCCCAGGUGGAUCGGCAGAAAAAGGACUUGAAGCUCCUUGAGAUUGCCUCGGGAUCUGGGCAGCACGCCGGAUACCUGGCUCCACUGUUGCCCAAUAUUAGCUUCCAACCGACGGAAUUCGAAAGGUCGCAGUUUGAUUCCAUUUCCGCAUAUGCCGGAGACUGCGCCACCGGCAACAUUCGAUUGCCCUUCUACGUGGACGUUACCCGGGAUCCUAAGGAGUGGGAGGGACCACCUGCCCCAGCAAGCUACGACUACUUUUUCAACUCCAAUAUGAUGCACAUCAGCCCCUGGGAGUGCUCCGUGGGACUCUUCCGAGCUGCCGGGCAGCUACUGAAGCGGGGAGGCAGAAUGUUCACCUACGGUCCCUAUGCGCAGGAUGGCAUCCUGACGCCCCAGAGCAACGUGGACUUCGACCGGAGCCUGCGGGGAAGAGAUCCCUCAUGGGGCGUCCGGGAUAUCAAAGAUCUGAAGGUGCUGGCCCAGGAAAACGGGAUGCAGUUGGAGAAAAUCGUGGAUAUGCCGUCGAACAACAAAUUUCUGACCUGGCUUAAGUUAUAAAAUAGUGCACUAGACCGAAAGCUCCCUUGAUUGAUUAGCCCUCUUAGAUAACGUCUGAUAGCAUCGUUGACAUCGUUUAUUUGGUGGCAAUAAAUUUAGUUUUAUUGAGCGUGA